AUGAGAUUAUCUCCAAUAGUACGUUUUCUAUCAUCAAAUGGAUUUUAUGUUCAUAUUAAAAAUAAAACUCCCGAUUGGCAACCAUUAUUAAGUCAAAGUGAAAAAAUUAUUGGUUAUCCAUCAUCAUUACGUUCAUUAGUUAAUCUUAAAUAUUUAUUUAAUGAAGAAGUAUCAACAUUAAUUGGUUAUUUAAGAAAAUUAGUUGGCACACAACAUCCAUUACUUAAACUUGCUGCAAAUAUGUUAGAAAGUCCACCGAAAGCCGCACAUUCAAGAUCAGUUUUACUUUUAUUAAUAUCAAAAGCAGCAGGUAUUCCACAAAAUACUUAUCAAGAAGAUAUGGUUCAACAUGGUAUCCAUCAACAUCAAAGACAAUUAGCUGAAUUAAUUGAAAUGAUUCAUUUAGGUAUCCUUGGUCAUCGAGGUAUUGUGGAUUUAAAAGACCAUCACAAUGAUUUAGAACAAGGAAAUAAAAUAGCAGUCUUAGGUGGAGAUUAUCUAUUAUCACAAGCUUGUGGUAAAUUAGCUGAAUUUCGAAAACCUCAAGUUGUAGAAACUAUUGGUAAUGCUAUUGCAGAUAUGUGCAAAGCAGAAUUUUAUUUAAAAGAUAAACAAUCACUUUCAUCAUUAACAGAAUGGUAUCAACUAACUGCACUUUCUGUAGCAAAUUUAGUUGCAUCAGGUUGUCGUGCUUCACUUCAAUUAGUUGAUCAUUCACCAUCAUUUCAAGAUCAAGCAUAUUAUUUAUGUCGACAUAUUAUAUUUUCAUGUUUGAUGUAUAAUGAAAUAUCUCAAUAUUCAUCAUCAUUUUCAAAUGAUUCAUCUUCUUUAACACUUUAUGGAACUGUACCUAUGAAUCGUUCAUUUCCUUAUUCAGUAAUGAAUAAAUCAAAUCAUGAGAAUGUCACUUUUGAACAAUUAAAUAAUGAAGAAUUACUUAAUCAAUGUCGUGAACAAUGUUUAAAAGAAAGUAAUAAAGCAUUAAAAUUACUUCAAACAAAUUUUGAUCAAAAAUCAUCAGCAACAACACUUCUACGUUCAAUUAUUCAACAAAUUCAAGAUGGUCUUUUUUCAAAAAAAGUUAUUUAA
Molecule: messenger RNA, 1089 nt
Organism: Rotaria sordida
Lineage: Eukaryota; Metazoa; Rotifera; Eurotatoria; Philodinida; Philodinidae
Source: the annotation of a GenBank genome assembly